Molecule: messenger RNA, 4604 nt
Organism: Osmerus eperlanus (European smelt)
Lineage: Eukaryota; Metazoa; Chordata; Actinopteri; Osmeriformes; Osmeridae
Gene: aox6
Product: aldehyde oxidase 6
Exons: 35
Coding region: 56-4084 (1342 amino acids)
Molecular function (GO): iron ion binding; 2 iron, 2 sulfur cluster binding; aldehyde oxidase activity
Source: RefSeq, a predicted model, not a curated record
AGGAAUAAGUCACGCAAGGACACGGGGAGUAGACUCUUUUCCAGAUGAAAGCGAAAUGGCUGAGAUUCAUCAAAUCGAACGUUUGUGUUUCUACGUAAAUGGAAAAAGGGUAACUGACUAUGUGGACCCGGAGACCAUGCUACUGUCGUACCUCAGAGAAAAGUUAAGAAUGACAGGCACUAAGUAUGGGUGUGGGGGGGGAGGAUGUGGAGCUUGCACAGUCAUGCUCUCCCGCUACGAGCCCAACAACAAAACUAUUGUCCAUUACUCUGUGAAUGCCUGUCUGUUGCCAGUGUGCCAACUUCAGGGUGCAGCCGUGACCACAGUAGAUGGCAUAGGUAACACUAAGACCAGGAUUCAUCCAGUACAGGAGCGUAUAGCCAAGGCCCAUGGUUCUCAGUGUGGGUUCUGUACCCCAGGGAUGGUGAUGUCUAUGUACACUCUCCUGAGGAACAAGCCCCAGCCCACCUUGGAGGACAUCAGAGAGGCUCUGGGAGGUAAUCUGUGUCGGUGCACCGGAUAUCGGCCCAUUGUUGAUGGCUGCAAAACCUUCUGUCAGGAAUUUAACUGUUGUCAAGCCAACGGCAAUGGCAGUUGUUGCAUGAAUGGAAACAGUCAGCCUAAGAAUUGUGAAGACGAUGGUUGUUGUUUCUCCAAGGAUCUUCCUCAGCUGUUUGACAAGGCAGACAUGCUCCCUCUGGACCCCAGCCAGGAGCUCAUCUUCCCUCCAGAGCUGAUAGUUAUGGCGGAGACAGAGACCCAGAAGUCCCAGACGUUCCGUGGGGAGAGGAUCACCUGGGUGUCCCCGGUCUCUCUGGAGGAGCUUGUGCAGCUGAAGAGCUGCCACCCUCAGGCUCCUCUGGUCAUGGGCAACACCAACAUAGGUCCGGACAUCAAGUUUAAAGGAGUGCUGCAUCCAGUGAUCAUAUCACCGACCAGAGUAAAGGAGCUGUUUGAGGUUACCCAGACACCCCAGGGUGUGUGGGUGGGAGCAGGCAGCACGCUGUCAGCCGUCAGGGCCCUGCUGGCCAGGCUGGUUGGGGAGCUGCCCCUGGAGCAGACUGAAGUGUUCCGAGCCCUUCUCCAGCAGCUGGGGAACCUGGGUGGACAGCAGAUCCGAAACGUGGCAUCCCUGGGGGGUAACAUUGUGAGUGCAUAUCCAAAUUCGGACUUGAACCCUGUCUUAGCUGCUGGGAACUGCAAACUUGAGGUGCUUUCAAAGGAGGGAAAAGAGGAGAUCCCAUUGAAUAAGGAUUUCUUUGUGGGGUUUGGAAAAACAGCCCUUAAACCCAACGCAAUCGUCCUGUCUGUUUUCAUCCCAGUGUCCAGAAAGGGGGAGUUUGUGCGAGCGCUCCGCCAGGCCCCGAGGAAGGAGAACGCCCUGGCCACCGUGACCACGGGCAUGCGGGUGGUGUUCCCAGAGGGCUCCCGCCUGGUCCAGGAUCUCAGCCUCUACUAUGGAGGCGUGGGGCCGUGCACCGUCAGCGCCACCAAAACCUGCUCGGCCGUCAUUGGGCGGCCUUGGAAUGAGGAAACCUUGGAGGAGGCGUACGCUGUCCUGCUGGAUGAACUUACCCUUCCUCCCAGCACACCGGGGGGAAAGGUGGAGUUCCGCAUGUCCCUCACUCUCAGCCUGCUCUUCAAAUUCUACCUGCUGAUACAGCAGGCACUCAGAGAGAUGGGUGUGACCACAGAGGUCCUGUCCGGGGAGAUGAGCAGUGGUAUUCAACCUCUCCCCCACCAACUGCAACCCAGCCUUCAGGAAUUCCAGGCGGUGGCAGGGGGCCAGGAGGGUCAGGACCUGGUGGGCCGUCCCAUCAUGCAUCGCUCCGCCAUCAGCCAGGCUACAGGCGAGGCGGUGUACUGUGACGACAUGCCCAAGAGGGACGGAGAGCUCUUCCUCGUUUUGGUCACCAGCACCCGAGCACAUGCUAAAAUCAUAGACUUGGAUGUGAGCCAGGCUCUCCAGUUCCCUGGAGUGGUGGACGUCAUCACAUGCCGAGACAUCCCUGGGAAGAAGGUGCGCCCGUUCUGUGGCUACGAAGAGGAACUGCUAGCUGAGAAGGAGGUGUCUUGCGUGGGACAGAUUGUGUGUGCGGUGGUCGCUGACACCAAGCCACACGCUAAACGCAGCGCUGCCGCUGUGAAGAUCGUCUAUGAAGAUCUGCCAGAUCCCGUUUUCACCGUAGAGGAGGCCAUGGAGAAACUGUCCUUUUUUAAACCUCAGCGGGUCAUUGAGAGGGGCCAUGUGACUGAGGCCUUCGCAGCAGCUGACCAAGUUCAUGAAGGAGAGAUACGAAUUGGUGGGCAGGAGCAUUUCUACAUGGAAACCCAAAGCAUGCUGGUGGUUCCCACAGGAGAAGAGAGGGAGCUCGAUGUUUACAUAUCAUGCCAGCACCCAUCAUACACCCAAGAGGCCAUUGCAGAGACACUUUGCAUACCCUCAAACAGAGUGUCCUGCCAUGUGAAAAGAAUUGGAGGAGCUUUUGGAGGGAAGCUCACCAAAACAACUGUUCUGGCUUGCAUCACCUCUUUGGCUGCAUGGAAGCUGGGGCGACCGGUGCGUUGUAUUCUAGAAAGAGGAGAAGAUAUGCUUAUCACUGGGGCUCGGCAUCCUGUUCUGGGAACAUACAAGGUUGGCUUUAUGAAGGACGGAAGGAUUGAAGCUGCAGACCUACACUACUACGCCAACAGCGGUAACACUGUGGAUGAGUCUGUUCUGGUCGUUGAGAAGAUUCUCCUGCACAUGGACAACGCCUACAAGAUCCCCAACCUGAGAGGCCGAGCUGUGGCCUGCAGAACCAACCUGCCCUCAAACACAGCGUUCAGAGGCUUCGGCGUGCCCCAGAGCAUGCUGGUUGUCGAGUGCAUGAUCAACGACGUGGCCGCCAAGUUGGGCCGCACCGCCGAAGAGGUCCGUGAGAUGAAUAUGUACAAGGGGGUGUCCAUGACCCACUACAAGUUUGAGUUUGACCCUGAGAACCUGUGGCGAUGCUGGGAUGAGUGCAAGGUGAAGUCGGAUUACGACGCUCGACGCAAGUCCAUCACCGAGUUUAACAAGCAAAAUCGCUGGAAGAAGAGAGGGCUUUCCCUUAUCCCUAUCAAAUAUGGCAUCGCAUUUGCAGAGAGCUUCCUCAAUCAGGCUGCAGCCUUGGUGCAUAUCUACAAGGACGGCUCGGUUCUGGUCAGUCACGGAGGGACAGAGAUGGGCCAGGGGAUCCACACUAAAAUGCAGCAGGUGGCGAGCCGUGAGCUUCACAUCCCCAUCUCUCUCAUCCACAUCACCGAGACCAACACCAGCACUGUGCCCAACACCUGCCCCUCUGCUGCGUCCUAUGGCACAGAUGCCAACGGCAUGGCAGUCAAGGACGCCUGCCAGAUUUUGUACCAGCGUUUGGAACCCCUAAUUAAGAAGAACCCUGAAGGCACAUGGAAGAGCUGGGUGACCUCAGCUUUCUUUGAGAAGAUCAGUCUGUCAGCCACUGGAUUCUACAAGGGCCAUGAUGGGUAUAUGGACUGGGAGAAACAGGAGGGCGAGCCCUAUUCGUAUUACACCUAUGGUGUGUGUUGCUGUGAGGCAGAAGUGGACUGCCUGACAGGGGACUACAGGACUGUUAGGACGGACAUUGUGGUGGACAUUGGCCGCAGUGUUAAUCCAUCUGUAGACAUUGGUCAGAUUGAAGGGGCAUUUAUCCAGGGCCUUGGUCUUUACACCAUGGAGGAGCUGAAGUUCUCUCCAUCUGGGGUGCUGUAUACACGCGGCCCAUCCCAGUACAAGAUCCCUGCUGUCUGUGACAUUCCUCUGAAAUUCAACAUCUAUCUGCUGGCUGGGUCUGAUAACUCGCAUGCCAUCUACUCAUCAAAGGGUAUCGGAGAACCCAUCCUGUUCUUGGGUAGCUCUGUGUUCUUUGCCAUAAAAGAUGCUGUGGCGUCAGCGCGUGCUGAGGUGGGUAUGAAGGGGCCCUUCACACUGAACAGCCCUGCCACCCCUGAGAGAACCUGCCUGGCAUGUGCCACCCCGUUCACACAGAGGAUUCCCACCAGUCAACCAGGAUCCUUCAAACCAUGGGCUUUGGAUAUCUAGAAGAGAAGCUUUUUACAACGUUUACGGUUACAUUACAUCUACCAUGUAUUAACAUAGUAAAUGGCAUGCACAUAUGAAAUUGUUAUACUCAUAUAGAUCACUGACACAGUUAUUAACAUGAAAUGGUACAUGCUGACACAGAGAUACUAACUUGAAAUGAUUGUCAAAGAUGCAGGGGCACUGAUAGGGUUUCUGGGACCCCUGGCUAAUUAGUACUCCUGGCACCGAAAUCAAAUAAUCUUAAAACUAAUCUUCCUCCCCAUUACGGCACCCCUGCAAAGAUGUACUAACAUAACAUUUUAUUGUGUGAUAGUUUGUGCUGUCACUGACAUCUUUCAUAUCCGUACAGACAUGGCUUAUACAGAAAUUGAACUGGUAUACUCAGUUCAAGUCGUGUGCUGUCUUCUUUCCCUAGAUUGCUAUCAAGGAUAUGAAUGUCUUCAGCUUGAACUUUACAUUUUAAUACAUUCCACCAUUCCAUCUUUUGUGUGCUGACUAUAUCAAUAAAUGACACAAAAAU